Molecule: messenger RNA, 2543 nt
Organism: Elgaria multicarinata webbii
Lineage: Eukaryota; Metazoa; Chordata; Lepidosauria; Squamata; Anguidae
Gene: SPAG6
Product: sperm associated antigen 6
Exons: 12
Coding region: 80-1660 (526 amino acids)
Biological process (GO): sperm axoneme assembly; neuron projection extension; filopodium assembly
Cellular component (GO): sperm principal piece; acrosomal vesicle; microtubule cytoskeleton
Molecular function (GO): microtubule binding
Source: RefSeq, a predicted model, not a curated record
GGUCAGGGUGCAGCCCCAGCCGAGACACCCCAUCAGUGUCGUCCCCGCGGCCCUCCGAAGGCUGUGAUCAACAAGAACCAUGAGCCAGAGGCAGGUCCUGCAAGUGUUUGAGCAGUAUCAAAGAGCCCGAACGCAGUUUGUCCAGACUGUGGCUGAAUUGGCUACUAGGCCGCAAAAUAUUGAGACUCUCCAGAAUGCAGGUGUAAUGGCUCUGCUGAGGCCGCUCCUAUUGGAUGUGGUUCCAAAUAUUCAACAGACCGCUGCCUUGGCCCUUGGGAGACUUGCCAAUUAUAACGAUGACCUGGCAGAAGCUGUAGUUAAGGGAGAUAUUCUUCCGCAACUCGUGUACUCAUUGGCUGAACAGAAUCGUUUCUACAAGAAAGCAGCUGCAUUUGUAUUACGAGCAGUUGGGAAACAUUCUCCUCAGCUAGCCCAGGCGAUAGUUGACUGUGGAGCGCUAGAUACACUGGUGAUCUGCUUAGAAGAUUUUGACCCUGGAGUAAAAGAAGCUGCCUCCUGGGCCCUUGGCUAUAUAGCGAGACACAAUGCAGAACUGUCACAGGCUGUGGUGGAUGCCGGAGCAAUUCCUCUCUUAGUACUCUGUAUCCAGGAGCCAGAGAUUGCUUUGAGAAGGAUUGCGGCUUCAGCGCUCAGUGAUGUUUCAAAGCAUUCUCCAGAGUUAGCGCAGACGGUCGUGGACGCGGGGGCAAUUGCUCACUUGGCUCAGAUGAUCCUCAACCCUGAUGCCAAACUGAAGCGUCAGGUGCUAUCAGCUCUCAGCCAGAUAGCAAAGCAUUCUGUGGACCUGGCAGAAAUGGUGGUUGAAGCAGAAAUUUUCCCCGUUGUACUCACUUGCCUGAAGGACUCCGAUGAAUAUGUCAAGAAAAAUGCUGCAACUCUAAUUAGAGAGAUAGCAAGGCAUACGCCUGAGCUUUCACAACUUAUCGUGAAUGCAGGGGGAGUUGCCGCUGUCAUUGACUGUGUUGGCAGCUGCAAAGGAAAUGUUCGGCUCCCAGGUAUCAUGAUGCUGGGCUAUGUGGCAGCUCAUUCAGAGAACCUGGCCAUGGCGGUGAUAAUUUCCAAGGGGGUUCCACAGCUGGCGGUGUGCUUGUCAGAAGAACCAAAAGAUCAUAUUAAAGCAGCAGCUGCUUGGUCUUUGGGGCAGAUUGGGAGACACACUCCGGAACAUGCUCGUGCCGUUGCGGUAGCAAACGUGUUACCCGUGUUGCUUUCGCUGUAUAUGGCAACUGAAAGUUCAGAAGAUCUUCAAGUCAAAACUAAGAAGGCUUUAAAGAACAUCUUACAGAAGUGCACUCACCUGCCAGCCCUUGAGCCCUUGCUACAUGACGCUCCUCCCAACAUCCUGAAGCAUGUAGUCGGCCAGUUUAGUAAGAGGCAAUCCCUUUGCCCCCAGCAGCUGUGGUUGAUUCUGGCAUGCUCUCUUGAGGUUCUGCCCCAUGAUUCCAAGGCCCGGCGCCUUUUUGUAACAAGUGGUGGCCUUAAAAAGGUUCAGGAGAUAAACACGGAGUCGGGGUCGCUUCUUCAAGAGUACAUCAACACUAUUAACAAUUGUUAUCCGGAAGAAAUAGUCAGAUAUUAUUCUCCUGGAUAUUCUGAAGCCCUUCUGGAAAGGGUAGAAAAUUAUCAGCCUGUUCUAUAAACUUUUCAGCUUUUGGGAUAGAAAAAAAAAAUCUUUUUCCUAUCUGUGUUUUUGUGUGGCGAGCAAAUAUAGUUUGAGAAAUUCUAGUCUGGGAUAUAUUUAACCUUCUGUUCUGUUACCAAUCAGUUAUGACAACAGAAAGACAUACUCUUACCACCUUUGAUCCACAGUUGGUUUUCUGGAAGCUCAUGCUAAGACCAAGGACUGUCAUGCACCUAUGUUAAGAGGUCUGCAUUUCUCAGACAUUCUCAAAACCCUGAGAACAGAGGAGUCAGCACUUAUUCUGGAUCAGCCUGUGGUCUUUGGAGCAUUUUGUCCAAUCAGGUGCUUAGAAUAAAGGAGCUGUUCCAGCAGAUAAGAAUAUUACUAUGUGAGAGGCUUGCAGCACCAUCCGCUAAGCUCUGGAGCUCUACAACCUCCAUUCAUUUCACCAGGGCUUGCAGAGAGAUGUCAUUUGUAGCUUGCCCGGUCCAAGUAGGAACUGCCUCCAGAUGAGCAAACAACUACUCCCUUUGCAUCCCCACUUCUUGAUUGACCCCCUGUUACCGCCUCCACUCCCAACACUCUUUGCUUGGCAUCUUGAAGAAUGAACAUGUGACCGGUAAACUGAUGGAUGUUUGACCUUUUUAACAUCUAGGCUUUUGAUGGUACAGUUUCAUGCUUCUGAAACUUUUAGGACUGGAUUUCAGGAGAAGUGUUAUUUGGGCAACAAACUAUUUGCCAAGAUUGGUAAGUAGUUAAAGGAAAACUGGACAUACGGACUACAUUGAACCUUGCUUGAAAAUUUGACAACACCUCUGUUUACCACAACUCCUGAUUGAGAGAGAGCACUAAAAAUGGAAAAUCACACUCUGCCGGCCUCCUAAUUACCCAACAUGAUAGC